Molecule: messenger RNA, 714 nt
Organism: Phytophthora infestans T30-4
Lineage: Eukaryota; Oomycota; Peronosporomycetes; Peronosporales; Peronosporaceae
Exons: 1
Coding region: 1-714 (237 amino acids)
Source: RefSeq, a predicted model, not a curated record
AUGGGGGCAGCCUUAUCCAUGCAGAAGUUCCUGGCCACGCCGCUAGCGGCGCAAUGGAAGUUCCCGUUCGUGGUGAACCCGCGCUUUUGCCGCCGUCGCGUCACAACACUCGAGCUCACAGACAAUUUCUGGACGCACACCAUCGACAUCAACGGCUACGCAGUGCGCGAAGCCGAGUCCGGUCGCGUUCUGUUCCGUGUGAUGCCUACAAUUGAGGGCGAACUUUCAGAUGGCCGCACGAAGUGGCUGCUGGACGAGUACGGUAUCCCGGUGGCCCAUUUGACGCACAGAGACCACCCCACAGCAGCGACCUACGACGUUUGCUUGGGCAAGCGGCGGUCGCCUCAGCCGAAGGUGCUGACGACGUUUAAAGUCAAGUUUGUACCCGGAAGAGGAGAGCCGUUGCUUGCUGAAGUGGAUGACCCACACACAGGAGGCAAAAGUCGGAUCGGAUGUCACGGAAUGUGGCGACAACGAGCUGCCGUGUUGUAUCUGGAGCGAGGACGCGGAGGUCGACGGGCACCUAUCGCCAAGGUCUAUCGCCCAGCUAGCAACAGGAUGACAAACUUCGGAGGCAAUUCUUACCACGUGGAGACAGCAAUUGGCGUCGAUAUGGCGCUGGUUAUCAUGGUCUGUGCAGCUAUGGACGACGCCAGUGUGCAUUUCCACAAAGCGCACCGACUUCCAAUAGUUGGCACGUCAGGAAUUCAAUGA